CUUAUCAUGUCGAUGCAUAACUUUGAUCAAAAUUAAAACGUUUAACUUGUAAAGGAAAUGAACGCCAUAUCCUGCUGCCCUGCUCCUUGCGCCCGCUCCUACAGCCGCAGCCCGCCAGCCGCCUUGGGCCCCUUCGCCCCAGCCCCGCGGCGGUUGCCAAGAUAAACAAGAGAGUGGCGGUUACCAGCGCGCUGACAGGCGGGUGCCUAGCAACCGGGGUGCGCAACAGAGGAGCUGGCGGAAGUCUGAGCUGGGAAGGAGCCUUGCUUGUCCUCUCCAGCAGAGGUGGGUGUCUUGGAACAGGCCUAGGGGCUCAGCACCAUGGCCAUGCUGAGCGUCAAGCCCAGCCAACGCUUCCAGUUGCAGGACUGGCAUACCAACAGCUACCUGCUGUCCACCAACGCUGAGCGGCAGCGAAAUGCCUCACACCAGAUCCGCCAGGAGGCCCGGAUCCUCCGCAAUGAGACCAACAACCAGACCAUUUGGGAUGAACACGACAAUAGGACUCGACUAGAAGAGAGAGUUGAUACAGUCAACCGAUGGAAGGAGAUGCUGGACAAGUGUCUGACAGAUUUAGAUGCAGAGAUCGACGCCCUGACACAGGCAGGGAGCUAGGGCAGGGUGCCAGGAGACCCUGCCGCAAGGACCUCCCCUCCCUCCCUACUUGGAGGUCAGGGAACCCUUCAUGGGGUAUGGAGUGACCUGUCUACCUGAGUCACUCAUUGGCCCCUCUAUUAAUGUGGGAGUGAGCGUGCUUCUCGGGGAAUGGCCCAGCAGCCUCCUGUGCCUUCUCUGUUCCAGAUGAAAGAGUCAGCAGAGAAAAACCUGCAGGCCAAGAACCUGCCCCUGGAUGUGGCAAUCCAGUGCCUGACCCUGCGGGAUAGCCGGCGGGACGUUGACGUGGUGAGGGACCCUGUGGAGGAAGAGCUGCACAAAGAGGUGGAAGUCAUUGAUGCCACCAAGAAGGCCUUGCAACAGAAGAUCAGCCAGACGUUUGAGAAGCUCUGCCUCCUGCAGGAUAUCCGACAGCAGCUCAACUCUGACCAUCGGGGCAAAAUGGAGACAUUGGACAUUGACAGAGGUUGCCUCUCUCUCAACCUCAAGUCCCCAAACAUCUCUCUGAAGAUUAAUCCCGCGCGUGUCCCCGAUGGCUCCUCAUCACUUCAAGAGUGGGAUGAAUUUAGUCGGUUCAACAAGAACCGGGCAGAGGCUGAGAUGAAAGCAGCCACAGACCUGAGGGAGGCCAUCGCCCUCACUAUUGCUGAGACCAACAAUGAACUUGAAGCCCAGAGGGUGGCAACGGAAUUUGCCUUCAGAAAGCGGCUGCGGGAGAUGGAGAAAUUAUACAGUGAGCUCAAGUGGCAAGAGAAGAAUACCUUGCAGGAGAUCGCUGACCUGCAGGAGGACAUGCGGCACCUGGAGGAAGAUCUGCACAGGAAGUUCCUGAAUCUGAAGCUAUGCCAUACUCGGCUUGAGUCCAGAACCUACAGGCCCAAUGUGGAACUCUGCCGGGACCAGGCACAGUAUGGCCUCACCGACGAGGUUCACCAGUUAGAGGCAACCAUUGCUGCCCUGAGGCAGAAGUUGGCACAAGCACAGGAUGCUCUGGAUGCCCUGUACAAGCACCUGGCCCGGCUGCAGGCUGACAUCGCCUGCAAGGCCAACUCCAUGCUGUUGGACACCAAGUGCAUGGACACUCGCCGGAAGCUGACGGUGCCAGCCGAGAAGUUUGUGCCCGAGGUGGACACCUUCAACCGCACCACAAACCGUAUCCUGAGUCCACUCAAAAGCUGCCAGCUGCAGCUAGCCUAGCCUUGGAGGCUGAGGAGGGAGGGGGAGGUUAGGAGGGAAAUGGAAGAGGAAGGGGGUGGAGAGAAUGAAUCUAAUAAAUGUUGGGUUUCUCAGUCUUCUAGAAGGUUUUCUGCUACCCCUGCAUGCAGCCAGCGGAAAGUGAGAAGGUUCUUGGCCCUCCUGUGAAUGGAGAGGCAUAAACGGGGACCAUCAUCCCCCAAGCUCCAUGUUCCAAAUCCUAUUCCUUCUCCCUCUUUAGGGACCCCUCUCAGGGGUAGGCCAGCACCCCCUGGGCUCCAGUGGCUCCAAUGAUUUCGAACCAGCCCAACCCCAGCAGGACCCUUAGCUGCCCUCUUGUUGCCUAGGGAAGGCCCAGAGAAGGCUAUGAUCACAGUGGGAGUCGGGGACCAAGAACUGGGGCUGCCGUCGUUGGAGAGCUGCGGUGACGGGGCAAAGAAAGAAGCUUCAUAAAGGGAGGACCCGGGUGGCAGUGGCCUGAAGGGCAGGGCUACCGCGGUCCGAUAGUCCCCUCCUGGACUCUUUAGUGGCCGUCCCGCCCGGCGUGACACCGUUUACAGAUGGGGAGAACGAGGCCUAAAAGCAGAGGCCUGGUGGGCUCCAACCAGCGUUGCAGGACCUAACCUGGUCCCACGCACGCGGAGCUGCACCUCCGGGCCGCUGGGUGGCGCUGUGGGUCUCAAGAGGCACCGCGA
Myotis myotis is the source of this 2504-nucleotide messenger RNA. RefSeq names its product tektin 2 (gene TEKT2). The coding region runs from base 766 to 1812 and encodes 348 amino acids. Lineage: Eukaryota; Metazoa; Chordata; Mammalia; Chiroptera; Vespertilionidae. The transcript has 9 exons. Gene Ontology annotation, cellular component: nucleus; microtubule cytoskeleton. The record is from RefSeq and is a predicted model, not a curated record. Gene Ontology annotation, biological process: cilium movement involved in cell motility; cilium assembly.